AGAACACUUGGAGUCUGACACUGAACGGGGCAGAGCUUAGAGCACCUUGGCUUCUCAGUGACCGCAGCAACAGCCAUGAGGGUUGCCUGUCUCGCCCUUCCAUUUCUGGUCACCGCCGUCACCUCAUUCCGCUACGCCAAGGUGGACACUUCAUUUCCUGACACCAUCGCUCCGUGCGUCCUGGGAUCCACCACCUUCAAGGCCAGCAUAUCGCCGUCCCCGGUCCACCUGCGAUGCGGCGCCGUGUGCAGCUUCACUCCCUACUGCAGCCUCUUCUGUGUCACCGGGCUUAAGUGUGACACUUUCAACGCCAAGGCCACGAAGGAGUGGGUGGGGCCGGGCAAAGGCGCCUACGUGUAUGACGCUUGCUUCUCAAUACACCCGCUUGUGGGGGACGCCGCGCUGCGCUCCCCCACGGCUGCCGGCACGGUAUACUCUAUCUACGAUCACAAGAACGCCGUAUCCGAGGACUUCUUCUGCUUCAGCACAACGAAAUAUUACGAGAGCGAUAUCAAAGGCCAGCCGUGGUGGCGGGUGGACCUCGGCGCGCCGCUGCCCGUGGUCGGGGUGAGGAUCAGCCGAGUCGGCCUCAUCGACAGUAACGUUGAGUUCCGCGUUGGCAACGACACUGCGGUGGCCAAGAGCGCCUUGCUGCAGCCGCCGCCCUCCUGGACGCCCAACGGAGGCUUGGAACUCGUGCCCAACACGCCUAUUGUCGGCAGGUACUUCUUCGUCACGGAGCCGCAAAUUUCUGACAUCCGCCUCUGCGACGUCUGGGUUAUGACGAAGUUCCUCGACUGAAAACAGGAACGCGGCGCAACACUCCUAACAUCGUUUAGUAAUAUGGUUGGGGAAAUGGAAUAGACUCAGCAAUCACUUAGUGCAGGGAUAAUAGCUUGUUUUAAGAGUAGACUGGAUAGUUACAUGGACGAGGAUGACAGGUGGCAGUGAGGUGUGGGUGCAGUAAGGAGACAGGGUACUGGAGCGUACACCCGUACCGAAGGUAAACGAGGAUCAAGCCUCUACCUGUAAUGCCUGAAACUACACCUCACCCAUCGUGAGUAGUGGGGGGGAUUCUGGAGCUGCCCUGUGUAGGCCACCCGGCCUCUUGCAGUUUCCCUAUGUUCUUAUGUUCUUUAUGUUCUUAUGUUCUAUGCACAGUAACAGAACUAUAUCUUAUGUUUUGUGUAAUGGGUCUCUGUAUAUAUAGUAUCGUGAACCAAUGUGCGCACGGCACAGUUAUGUACGACGGAAAAAAUAGUGACAAGUGUUUGAGUUUCCCUCACAGCCAGUGUCCCGACGCACGCAUGGCUUCCCCGCCGCCAACCCUCCACACCUGUACAACGAGUGCUAGAAGGUAUUCCACAUUGGCCUAACACACAACACACAUAUACAUACGUGAACAGGCGGCCUCCUGCCAUCCAACGUCGAUGAGGGGCGUGGGUCAUGACCCGAGGGUGCUUCCCGUCCCUCUCCCUGGCCAUGUAACGUCGACGUUACCUGGAAGUCCUGCUCCACCACCACCCCUGCCACCCACUGCAGGAACACCACUGAUGCAAGAUAACUGAGGCCCACAGACAGCAACAGUGGACAAUAUUUCCUCUAGCUUUCGCCCCGAGACAGCCCCUUCCCCGCCCCCUGUAGCCCCUGUCGUGCUUUCAUGAAGUGUAACAUAGCCCCAAGUUCCUGCCGGAGGGGGGAGGGGGUGGAGGUAGCCAAGGAACGGAGGGUUUUAAUAUUUAUUGAUGCUGAUGGCCACUUAAUGCUCUAGUUGGCACCCGUACGUAGGUAACACGGGCUGGGCAUGCGCGUGACCUCCUCCGCGGCCGCGUGCUUCCUCAGUGCAUCCUAUCAGUCUCGGUUACUUUUUUUGUCAUAAUUAUUACGUAGCAUUAUUAUUAUUUUUAUUAUUAUUAUUAUUAUUAUUAUUAUUAUUAUUACUAUUAUUAUUAUUAUUAUUAUUAUUAUUAUUAUUAUUAUUAUUAUUAUUAUUAUUAUUAUUAUUAUUAUUAUUAUUAUCAUUAUUAUUAUUAUUAUUAUUAUUA
Messenger RNA from Eriocheir sinensis (Chinese mitten crab), 2045 nucleotides. RefSeq lists its product as uncharacterized. NCBI's taxonomy places the organism in Eukaryota, Metazoa, Arthropoda, Malacostraca, Decapoda, Varunidae. The record is from RefSeq and is a predicted model, not a curated record. The transcript has 4 exons. Bases 76 to 801 code for a protein of 241 amino acids.